CAGCAGAGCUCAUGGCGGAAGAAUAGAUCACGCCGAUCUGCACUGAAUAAAGCAGUGACUCCUGCUGCAGGAUGUGGACACUCAUCACUAUGGGGGUGCUGCUGGCCGCCUGCUCAUCACGAGUCUGUAGUGCCUCAAUAUUUUACAGCAGCAAAGAUGCAAACCAAGUCCUGAAAAUCCAGAAGCGGGCAAACUCUUUUCUCGAGGAGCUCAAACCGGGCUCUAUGGAGCGCGAGUGCCUUGAAGAGCUCUGUGACUUUGAGGAGGCCAGUGAGAUAUUUGAAACCAGGGAAGCAACACUAAAUUUUUGGAGCAAGUAUGUAGAUGGAGAUCAGUGUGACCCACAGCCUUGUUCCAACGGGAUCUGCAAGGACAAUAUUGGAAAAUAUUCCUGCAUCUGUAACAAAGGCUGGGAAGGGGUUUUGUGCAACUAUGAGGUCAAAUACACCAACUGUUCUGUCAAUAAUGGAGGAUGUGACCAUUUCUGCAGGGAGGACCCUGCCAACCAGUGCCGCUCCUGCAGCUGUGCCUCUGGUUAUCAGCUGAUGGAUGACCAUAUCAGCUGCAAGCCUGUAGUGGAGUUCCCAUGUGGAAGAGUGAAAAUUGAAGCUGAAGCAGGAUUCAAGAUUCGGCUCAUUGAGGGAAAAGCAGGAAGAAGGGGAGACAGCCCUUGGCAGGUUAUGCUGCAAAAUAGCAAAGGGAAAUUUCUGUGUGGAGGUGUUCUUAUCCAUCCAUCCUGGGUCCUAACAGCAGCACACUGCACUGAGGCAGAAGAGGGGCUCAAAGUAAGAGUUGGUAAAUUCCACCGUCUCCGUGCUGAGGCAGAUGAGCAAACCAUUUGGGUUGAUAAAUAUGUGAGCCACGAAAAUUACACCAAGGAGACCUCCGAUAAUGACAUAGCCAUGCUGCACUUGGCUGAGCCCGUGAUGUAUAACAAAUACGCGCUCCCCGUCUGCCUUCCCACCCGCGAACUGGCGGAACAGGAGCUGACACGAAGCGGGAGGCAGGUGGUGGUAACUGGCUGGGGCAGCACGAGUGAUGUUAACAACAAUUACUCUAAUUUCCUUGGUUACAUUGAAAUCCCCAUAGUUCCCCGGAACGAGUGUGCCCAAGCGAUGAGAUUUGCCAUCUCUGACAACAUGCUGUGCGCUGGGAGCUUAGGAGACAAGAAAGAUUCCUGCAGCGGAGACAGCGGGGGCCCUAUGAUCACUAAAUAUCGGGAUACGUGGUUUUUGGUAGGCCUGGUGAGCUGGGGUGAAGGCUGUGGAAGAAGGGAGAAGUUUGGAGUCUACACCAAAGUUAGUCGGUAUCUCGAGUGGAUCCAGCACCGCAUAGAUGAGACGUCAGCUUCUAGGAAGGGCUGAUUCCAAUACUGAGAGGCUGGAAUACUGUGGCGACGUGCUAGUGGCAGUAUGCAGCGUAAUGCACUGUCUGAUCUUCAGUAUUAAAUAAUGAGUAUAAGGUAACCUUGUGUGCUGUUUUCCUUGGUACUCGUGCCUUAUAUUUCU
Molecule: messenger RNA, 1508 nt
Organism: Cuculus canorus (common cuckoo)
Lineage: Eukaryota; Metazoa; Chordata; Aves; Cuculiformes; Cuculidae
Product: vitamin K-dependent protein C
Exons: 9
Coding region: 72-1364 (430 amino acids)
Biological process (GO): blood coagulation; proteolysis
Cellular component (GO): extracellular region
Molecular function (GO): calcium ion binding; serine-type endopeptidase activity
Source: RefSeq, a predicted model, not a curated record